AUGUGUAGAUUUUUAAUAUUCAAAGGGAAAGAACCAAUAAGGUUAUCACAUCUAUUGACGAGACCUGCACAUUCUAUUAUUAACCAAUCCUUUGACAGUCGAUUAAGGUUAGAUACAAGGCGACCAAUGAACGGUGAUGGGUUUGGUGUUGCCUACUAUCCUGAAGAUCAAGAAUUAGAUGUCGAUGGACCAUGUAUGUUUAAAGCUAUCACUCCUGCAUGGAAUAAUCAGAACUUAGAGACACUUGCAGAGAAGACUAAAUCAGAUUUGGUAUUUGCACAUGUCAGAGCCUCUACUUAUGGUGUAUUAUCUGAGACUAAUUGUCACCCUUUCACGUAUCAUAACAUUUGUUUCAUGCAUAAUGGUGGUAUAUCUAAUUUUAAUAAGAUAAAAAGGAGGUUAUUAAAUCAUAUCAAGGAUGAAUAUUUAAAUUACGUACAAGGAAGUACUGAUUCUGAAUUUGCAUUUGCAUUAUUUUUAGAUACAUUAGAUAAAUUUGGUUGUGAUCCUAAACAGGUAAUGGGUGAUUUUGGUCAUGUUGCCCUAAGACAAUCAUUAUUGAGAACAAUAGAAUAUAUUAAGGAUUGGACCAAAGAAGCAUAUACAGGUGACGAACCAUGGGAACCUUCGUUAUUAAAUUUUGCUAUCACUGAUGGGUCUACAGUAGUUGUAUCGAGAUAUAUUACUUCUAAGACGGAUGAAGCAGCAUCAUUACAUUUCAGUUGUGGUUCAAGUUUUGUAGAGAGUUCACCUGGUGAAUAUCGUAUGGAACGUUUAGAUAGAAAUCAAGAUGUUAUCAUGGUUGCAUCCGAACCGUUAACUUUUGAAAGAGGUGAUUGGACUGCAGUUCCAACCAAUAGUGUGCUUACGAUAAAGAAACAAACGAUAUUGAUGCAUCCUAUAAUAGAUGAAUAUUAUCAACAAGAUCCAUUAUAUCUUAGAAGUUCUACAUUGGUUGAAAAUAGAGGUUUUAUGGGUACAGUACCAGUUGGGAAGUCAGUCGAGAAGAAUGUUCCACCAUUAGACAGAGAAGGUCGUUUGAGGCAGCUAUGA
Molecule: messenger RNA, 1053 nt
Organism: Maudiozyma barnettii
Lineage: Eukaryota; Fungi; Ascomycota; Saccharomycetes; Saccharomycetales; Saccharomycetaceae
Gene: DUG3
Product: glutamine amidotransferase subunit DUG3
Exons: 1
Coding region: 1-1053 (350 amino acids)
Source: RefSeq, a predicted model, not a curated record